AUGGCGUUCAACCAGGGAAACAAUAAUUCUACGGCGAAACCGACAUUCGGCUUUGCUCAGAAUCCAGGUGGAUUCUCUUUUGGCAGCUCGACUAAUGCAGCGUCUCCGUCUUUCGGCGGCGCAAUGCAAAAUAACAACUCAAUCUUAAGGUUCGGCUCGGCGUCUCAAAACACAACGUCACUGACAUUCGGUGCAUCACAAACAACAGCAGCGACAUCCCCGUUUGCUACGGCGAUCACGACUAGUGCAGGAACUUCUCCAUUCGCAGCAGCACAAGCACCGUCAACUUUUUCUGGAUUUGGUGGACUUGGUUUUGGAGGACUUUCGCAGACGGCCUCUACCAGACCUUCUUUUGGUGGAAUCAAUACGUCCGCAACUUCCGCUCCUGCUUCUACUGGGCUUAGCUUUGGUUUUGGGGGGCUUUCGCAGCAGACAUCUUCUGCCAAACCUUUGUUUGGUGGAUCUGCAAAUACCGCCACGACUUCUACUUCCGCGCCCACCGGACUUAGCUUUGGUUUUGGAGGACAGGCGAAUUCUACCAAACCUUUGUUUGGUGGAACUGCAACCACGACUUCCACUUCCGCUUCCCCAGGAUUUGGCUUUGCUUUCGGAGCACUUUCUCAGGCGAACUCUACAAAACCUUCAUUUGGUGGAUUCGGAUCUGCCACUGCCCCUACUGCUCCCGCAACUGCAAUCAACUCUACCAGACUUUCAUUUGGUGGAUUCGGAUCUACUACGCCCGCAACUACGGCCACUGCUCCCGCGACUACAGUCACUGCUCCCGCAACCACAGUUACUACUCCCGCAACCACAGUCACAACCAAUACCUCUGCUCCGACUGGAUUUGGGGGAUUCGCAGGGUUCUCACAGGCAGCUUCCACCAAAUCGCCGCUUGGUGGAGCUGUAACUGCUCCUAAUUCUACUAAUUCUACUGGAUUAGGCUUUGGUUUUGGAGCACUAUCUCAGACAGCCUCUACCAAACCUUUUAAUUUCUUUGCUCGAUCUGCAACAUCACAAAGUACGACUUCAUCCAGUGGAUCUUUGAACAUACCACAACCUAAGUUAUCAUUCCCGAGCAAACCAGCAACGACAACGCCGGUUGCGUCAUCGGCAACGACAGCAUCGACGUCAACGACAGCACCUUUGGCAACGACUUCAACGUCAGCAACGACAUCAUUAUUAACUAAACCACCAAUUUCAGCAACGACAUCAACAACGGCAUCAGGAUCAACUAUGACUGGUCUAACUGCCCCGACGGUUCCUAAUUGGUUAAAGACUGCAUCAAUUGAAGAUAUUAUGAAUAAAUGGAAUAAAGAUUUAGAUGUAUGCGAAAAGGCAUUUCAUAGUCAAGCAAAGGAAAUUGGUGAAAUGGACCGUAAAGUUAUCGAUAAUAUUGGCAAAGUCAAUGAUAUAGCCAACCAAGUCGAAAGCAUCAAAAGCAUUCAGCAAGUGAUUCGUUCAGAUCUGGAUAAUAUAGUCGGGCAAGCUGAACAUCUGGAGAAAAUAGUUGAACAAUAUGAAACGAAAUAUGCAAAUAUUACUGCAGAGACGGCAGUUGAUAAAACGCGCGAGAAAAGUUAUAAACUGGUCGAGUCGAUGAAUGAAGAGUUGGAUAAAAUGGGUCAAACUCUGGCUACAAUAAUAACAGAAGUCAAUCGUAACAUGUCAACGUCAAAUGGUGCUGCUUUGAGCGAAGAAGCAGACGAUACUACACAGAAUGAAGAGGAGGAUGCGCUUGAUGAAGUUGUCAAGAUCUUGAAUGCGCAUCUGACUUCGUUGCAAUGGAUCGAUCAGACAGCUACAAAGUUGUCUGAACAGUUCAAAGCAACCAAGUAUGCGUUAAGAGACGCACAGGGGAAUGGAAAUGAAUCUGCUUGGAGUCAAAUUAAAGAUUAUAGGCUAAAACGAACAGCGGCUCUUGCUCUAGUUGCCUGCAUUGCCUUCCUUUAUGUUUCCCCAACCUCAAGCGAAGCAUCAGACCUUGUCAAGGCCCAUAUGGGUACACUUGUCGCGAUUGAUAAAGAACGGAAGAGGCUUCUUGUUACAUAUCCAUCAGAACCAGUUCUUUCUGAAGCUGCACUCGAAGUGCUUUCUGAGGAAAAUAGUGAACUUGAAAUUCUGAGAGAACUGGACGGAGCCUUCCAAUCUGGCGGUAUUAUGGAAGCAGGAUGCCAGGGUGAGCUGGUCGCAAGAUUGUUGUUGCUGAGUGCCUGGCGUCGCUUGAUAUGCUGUGAAAGGAAGCGAACUGGACAAAAGGUGUCAUUUUUGAUCCGUCGGCCAGUUCUCGACUUUCUGGAUGAACUAAUAGCGAAUUUUCCAAGAGAGAAUUGUUCACAACUUGAUGGCGCAGAUUUAGCGAUACCCGUUAUUCGUGAAAGCAAUAACGGUUUAGGUGCUUUAAUUUUUCAGAUUAAGAACUACAGCAGUGUAAAACAAAAUCGAUUUGAGGAGACGCAUGCUGUCAAGGUGCUGUUAUCACCAGAAGUGAUGUUUGCUGAUGAUUGUUAUGCUGACAUUGAAAAGAAUUAUCUGGGUAUUUUCGUGCAUCUUGGGUCUGCUUAUGAAGACGAAUCUGGGACAGCCGUGAGCAAUUAUGAUAAUCGCAAGCUGUUCGAAGAAUGUGAUUCUGGAAAUCGCCUCACUAUCCAUGGCUUGAAUGCCUUCAAACUUGACGACAACCAUCAAAGCAUUUUUAAAAAUCUUUUGCGUGCAUGGAAUGACCCAGGUCGGCUAUGCCAUACAGACAUUGAAAAGAACUGCAUGUAUCAGUUACUACCUUGUGUUUAUCCCAAGAAAAGGUCAUUGGAUGAAGGGACAGCGGCAGAAACAAGUAAGAGGACAAGAACAACGAGACAAAGCAAACGCGGAAGUCAGAAAUAA
Molecule: messenger RNA, 2880 nt
Organism: Paraglomus occultum
Lineage: Eukaryota; Fungi; Glomeromycota; Glomeromycetes; Paraglomerales; Paraglomeraceae
Source: the annotation of a GenBank genome assembly